AUGAGGAAUCUCUCAGUGGUGACUCAGUUUAUCCUGAUGGGCAUCCCACACACAGAGGGUCUGGAGACCAUGCUCUUUGUUCUGUUUUUUUCUUUCUACAUCUUUGCUCUGGUGGGGAACCCACUCAUACUUCUUGCAAUUGUCUCCUCCACUCAGCUUCACACCCCCAUGUACUUCUUCCUGUGUCAGCUGUCCGCGUGUGACAUAUUUUUCCCUUCAGUGACUUCUCCCAAGAUGCUGUACUACCUCUCUGGAAAUAGCCGGGCCAUCUCCUAUGCAGGUUGUGUGUGCCAGCUCUUCUUCUACCAUUUCCUGGGUUGUACUGAAGGUUUUCUGUACACAGUGAUGGCCUAUGACCGCUUUGUGGCCAUAUGCUACCCUCUAUGGUACCAAAUAAUCAUGAACCACAGAGUGUGUGCCAUCCUUGCUUUGGGGACAUUAUUUUCUGCCUGCAUUCAGGCUACGUUUUUAACCACUGUCACCUUCCAGUUGCCCUACUGUGGUCCCAAUGAGGUGGCCUAUUCUUUCUGUGAUAUGCUUGUGUUGCUGAAGCUGGCUUGUUCAGACACAUCUGCCCAGGAGAUGGUGGGGUUCAUCAGUGUAGGUCUCAUGCCUCUCAGCUGCUUCUUCCUCAUCCUCACCUCCUACAGCUGUAUUGUCUAUUCCAUCCUGAAAAUCCGCUCUGCUGAAGGCAGACACAAAGCCUUCUCCACCUGCAGUGCCCACCUCACUGCCAUACUGCUUUACUUUAUGCCUGUGGUCCUCAUAUACCUAAGGCCAACCACGAGCCCUUGUUUAGACGCAGCCAUUCAAGUCUUUAACAACUUGGUUAUCCCCAUGCUGAAUCCUUUGAUCUAUAGCUUGAGGAAUAAGGAAGUAAAAAGUUCUCUGAAGAAAAUACUACAGAAAGUAGCCUCCUUACUUGAGAAAUGCUAG
Messenger RNA from Peromyscus maniculatus bairdii (prairie deer mouse), 936 nucleotides. Its product is annotated as olfactory receptor 10D1B-like. NCBI's taxonomy places the organism in Eukaryota, Metazoa, Chordata, Mammalia, Rodentia, Cricetidae. The record is from RefSeq and is a predicted model, not a curated record. Gene Ontology annotation, cellular component: membrane. Gene Ontology annotation, molecular function: olfactory receptor activity; G protein-coupled receptor activity. Gene Ontology annotation, biological process: G protein-coupled receptor signaling pathway.